Messenger RNA from Actinia tenebrosa (Australian red waratah sea anemone), 11681 nucleotides. RefSeq lists its product as uncharacterized. Gene Ontology annotation, biological process: detection of mechanical stimulus. NCBI's taxonomy places the organism in Eukaryota, Metazoa, Cnidaria, Anthozoa, Actiniaria, Actiniidae. Gene Ontology annotation, molecular function: protein binding; calcium ion binding; calcium channel activity. Gene Ontology annotation, cellular component: membrane. The record is from RefSeq and is a predicted model, not a curated record.
CGUUACUGGUAUAGCAAACCAAAAGGAUUCAUAUGGUUAUGCCUUAGAAAUAAAGAUAUCUUACAGUUUAGAUAACGUACUCUGGAGAUACUAUACUGGUGGAAAUGCUGACAAUAUUCCCAAGGAUAUAGACGUCAAUCCAGUACUAGCUAUAGAUGAAAUCAGGAUGGUCAAUUUACGUACUUUUACCGCAAGAUAUCUUGCCAUUCAAAUAUUGACGUUCUCAUCUCGUCCUUGCAUGAAACUUGAGGUCUACGGUUGCCAAGCGGUAUCGCACUGUCCCAAGCCUUUAGGAAUGACAUCUGGAAAAAUUGCCAAUGAGUCCUUAUCAGCUUCGAGCUACCUCGGCCCAGACUUCUUCCCUUGGUUUGCGCGUCUAGACACCAAAAAUGCCGGUGGAGGGUGGUGUGCGGCAAGCAAUAAUAUCAGUGAAUUGAUUCAAGUGGAUUUGAAAGACCAACACAAAUUGACAAAAAUAAUUCUUCAGGGUAGGGGAGUGGAACAUGUUAGCGAGAGUGCAUGGGUUAAUAAGUUCUCAUUAGAAUACAGUAUGGAUGGAAUGAAAUGGACAAAACACACUGAAAACGGGACUCAGGAAUUCGAGGGGAAUACUAACAGCGACAAAAGAGAGAUCGCCUUUACUCAACCAAUAAUGGCCAGAUUUGCCAGGAUUCUCACACUCGAAUGGCAUAAUUGGACGUGCCUUCGCUUUGAAUUCGAGGGCUGCAAUGCUCGAACAGUUCCUUUUGGCUUCGAAACUGGCGAAUACCAAUUGGAAAAUCUAAUAUCAAGUAACCAAUAUAAAGAGAAUCACACAAGAUUAAACCAACCAAACCCUGACGGACUUCCUCUGGAAAUCGAUGCAUUUUCUAGUGUCUACAGCUAUCUGCAGAUUAGAAUUGAGCCUUACGGAAGAGUAGCCACAGCAAUUGCUUUACAGGGUUAUGACAGUAAAUGGAUAUCCACUUACCUCAUAUCUCUCAGCAAUGAUGGCAAACAUUUCACUUAUUAUAUGGAAAGAGGUCAUCCCAAGAUUUUUGAAGGCAACAAGGAUUCGCAAGAUGUCAGUCGUCAGUCAUUUUUCACUGAAAUAAGAGCACGCUUCAUGCGUAUUCUUCCAAGAACAAUUAAUAAUGGCUAUGAUUUUAGAAUGGAACUCUACGGAUACGAAGUAUGCAGCAAUCCAUUAGGAUUGCAGGAUGGGCGAAUAGCAAAUGAUGCAAUAACCGCUAGUUCAUUCAAUCCUGGAUCCGAACCAUGGCGUGUGCGGCAUGGUACAAGUGGCUCUUGGUCACCAAAGUCAGCAGUUGACAGUUGGCUUCAGGUUGAUGUAGGAAGAAUUGUUAGGCUUACUGCUGUAGCAAUGGCAUAUGACGAAACUCUAGAUAAAGGUGUAAAAGCAAUUAGAUUGGCUUCUAAAAAAUAUAUAGCCGAUAAAUGGUUUGAGUACGGUAUACAGGGCAAUGAUUACAAGGUUUUCAAUUGUUUACCUGACUGUAGAUUACUCACUAAAACGGCCAUUGAAGGUGAUUCCAUCAUAGCCAGAUAUAUCAGAGUAAUAGUCGUUCGAUAUGAAAACCAUCCAUACAUGAAGCUGGAGCUCUACGGCUGUGAGCAAGUUUGUAUGGAAGACCUAGGAAUGGAGGCCUCCUUCAUUAAAGAUGUUUCAAUCACUGCUUCGAGUGCUCUUAACCAACAAAGUUUGCCAUCUCAAGCAAGACUAAAUACCAAUCAGGGGUACGGAGCUUGGUGUGCAAAUCACACAGAUGCUUCGCCUUAUCUACAGAUCGAUCUGCGCUGGCUGCAUGAAGUUCGCGCCAUUUCAACACAAGGGCAACACUCCCUGUAUGGUGAUUCUUGGGUACAGCAGUAUACUAUGUCAUAUCUUAAAGAACCAAGUAAUGAAACGUGGGAAAAAUACAUGGAGAGUAAGGUCGCAAAGGUCUUUGUGGCUAAUGAUGAUAGUGUGACUGUAGUCCAGAACGUCUUAACAUCACCAAUAACGGUUCGUCUCUUACGAAUUCAUCCUAUUUCUUGGUCAGGAAAAGCGUGUUUACGGUUGGAGGUCUAUGGGUGUGAAGUUUCAAGGAAUGAUUACAUUGUACCUCUUGGAAUGACGAGUAUGGAAAUCCCAGACCAAAACAUCAUUGCCAGUUCCUAUAAUACAUCAUUCGAACCUUGGAAAGCAAGGUUUCAAAUGGAUGGUUGGAUGGCGCCUCAGAUGCCAAAUCAGUUCCUUCAAAUCGACCUUGGAAUGAUUGACGCUGAGAUUCUUGCCAUAGGUACAAGGCAUCCAUUUCAGAAAGACAGAAGGGUUCUUGAAUUCUUCCUAUCAUUCAGUGACGAAGGCUUAUUUUGGUAUCAAUACAUGGAAUAUUCUAAACCCAAGCGAUUUCAUAACGAAAUUCAUCCGUACAAGGGCGUGCAAAAACACUUUCUUUCACAACCAAUCAAGACCCGAUAUCUGAAGUUUGAGGUGGCAAGAUGGAAACUUAUAAAUAGCUUCACAGUUAGCUUAGAACUUUAUGGUAAAAAAGGCGUACCUAUUUCGAAGUUCAAUGCAGUUACAUACAGCGCUUCGUCCUACAUAUACAGCAAUCCCCCAAGAGCUGCAGUUUUAGGUGGUAGCAGUGCAUGGUGUGCAGAGUACGUCGAUAAUCGACAGUUUCUUCAGCUUGACUUGGGCAAGUCGUUUCCUAUCACUGGGGUUGAAACUGCCAAUGUCUCCAUUUUGGAAACAAUGAACACUUUUAUCGUUUCAUCCUCAAUUUAUGGCAAUAUCUGGGAUGAUUAUAAAGAGAAGCAGACAGUGAAGCUAUUCAACGUGAACCUACGAGAAUUAUUUACAAAGGCUAUUCUGGCAAGGUUUGUGCGGUUCAAUCCGAAAAACUGGACUAAAACCUUGUGUAUGCGUGCAGGAAUUUUAAGUAAAGCUAUAACAGCACCUCUAGGAAUGUCAAAAUGGAGAAUCGCAAAUUCUCAAAUCACCGCGACAAGUCACGCUGGUCCUGGUACCGAGCCAUGGAGAGCUCGCCUUAACAGUGACGAUCUGAGUGACGCGUGGUGUGCAGGAGAAGACGUGAUUGGCCAGUACUUGAACAUAGAUUUAUUAUACGAACACAGCGUCACCCAUAUUGCCUUGCAAGGUAGAUUCGCGACGGCUUCAGAAGCCUGGGUAAUUGAUUACCAGUUGUUGUACAGUAUGGAUAAUAUAGUUUGGAACUACUACGUUAAUGCCUCAUACGUUAAGAUAUUGAAGGGCAAUGUAGAUUCAUUUGCUGUUGUUAAGGUAGCCAUUGAUCCCCACAUAAGAUGCAGAUACAUAAGAAUACAACCAACCACUUGGCAUGGCCGAAUGUGCCUCAAGACAGAAAUUUAUGGACAUUCAAUUCUAGGGCCAAUCGGGGUCAACAAUGGCGACGUUCCAGAUACCUACAUAUCGGCCUCAACUUAUAAGCCAAAUCGAGAGCCAUGGAAAGCAAGGCUGAACCGUAACGAUAAUAACAAUAGUAUCGGCUGGGAGCCUUUGACAAUCGACUUGGCCCCAUUCCUGGAAAUAAAAGGAAUUCAUCAAAUGCGUGUGAUUGGUGUUUCGACUCAAGGAAUUCAUUCUGCCACCUACCCUGCAUUUGUUACAAACUAUACAUUGAAAACUAGCUUAGAUGGUCUUAAUUGGAUUGAUUAUGUUGAAGAUGGGAUCCAAAAAAUAUUUAAUGGGAAUAACGACACCUUCAGCGUCGUGACUAAUAUUUUGAAGUCCGAAAUAACUGUCAAAUCUGUGAGGAUAGUCCCCGUCAAUUGGACAAACGGUGUUUCUUUGAGAGUUGAACUGUUCGGAUUAUCGGUUUUACCAAGGGACGGCCAUUACACUCUUUACUCAAACUGGUCCGCAUGUAGCGCAACUUGUGGACCAGGUUUUCAAUACAGGACAAGAAACUGUUCAAAUCCUGAGCCCUUGUAUGGCGGUAAAAACUGUACUCGGCUUGGGAGCGAUACGCAGACGAGACUGUGCAAUGCUCCUCUAUGUCCUGCUCCCUUUUACGCUGCCCCGCCAAUUUUCAAGAAAGAUCAACCUACAACAGUAAUGAUACAAAACUGUACAGCGUUAGACUUGACCAUUGAUUUUGGCGAUGGAACCAAGCUCCAAACUACUAACUGUUCCAUAGAACACACAUACAUUAUCGGCGGUAUUAUAGAAAUAGUGAUAUCUACUCCAAAUCACGAAGUCACAAGGAAUGCUCACUAUGUGGAGGACUCAAUUAAAGACUUCCAAGAACAUAACACUACAAAGGCAAUCCUUCUUGGCCGUAAUUUUACUAUCAACUGGAGGAUUGAUGGAGGAACGAUAUUACAGCUAGGUUUUAAUUAUGGCGAUGGUUCUUAUCAAAAUUCAACGUUGGUAACUAGAGACGGAUUUCAAACAGGCGUGGCUCUUCAUCAGUACAAUAUUCCAGGCGUUUUCCCAAUAGAGCUGAUUGUCUCAAAUCUGAUAAAUACAUCGGUAAUUAACUUGAAUGUUAUCGUAGAGCUUGCCGUCAAUGUAUCGUUGACUUUAUCGACCAAGACUAUAUUUGACCGUACUUAUGAGUUCGAUGACGUAAUACUUCAAAUCGAGGUUCUUAAUGGCUCGAACCCACACUUUGUUAUAAACACGGAUGAUGGAACUCCCUUGGUGAACCAAACAUCUACCACACUCAUACACAAGUAUCGCGCUGCGGCAUUAAGAACACCUAACAUCGUGGCGUACAACAACGUAAGUUCAUACUCUAGUGGAUGCAACAUUACAAUUAAUAAAAUGGACUUGAUUGUAAACGCUUCCCUAGAAGUACAUGAUACUAUCUAUCCUAACUCUACCUUCGUAAACCUGACGGUUCUUCUUGGAAACCCUUUCCUUUGUCUGAUCAAUCUUGGAGAUGGAACCUUGAUUAAUAGAACCUCUCUGGACAAUUCUACCCAGUUCGACCACAACUAUAUAGUUGGGGAAUAUACUAUAACAAUCAAUUGUAGUAACCAUCUAAGUUAUCAACUGCUGUCAGAGAAGAUUAAAGUACAAAGCGCAAUCCAGAAGGCUAGCCUGGCUCCAACAGCACCUGUAGUUGUGAACCAUACACAUACUUUUGUUAUAACCGCUGAAGACAAAGGCUCGAAUUCAUGUUAUGUGGUUCGUCCAGGUGAUGGUUCGACUUACGGGAUCGGUAAACCACAUUGUUUGAUUAAUCACCCUUCAGUUACAUUCCUGGAUAUGCAGAUACCAUUUUUGAUAAAACACACUUAUGGAGCUAUAGGUCUAUACAUGGUUACUGUUAGUGGAUCAAAUGCAAUUUCUUCAGUUCAUCUGGAAGAUAGAGCUGUGGUCGUCCAAGGGAGGUGCAGCUAUCCUAACAUCUCUCUUCUCAAUAUCGGCAACAAUAAACAAGACCCAACCAGAAUUACCCGAAUACAGUCUCUCUUAGUAUAUACUAAGAUAUAUAUAGACUGCGAUCCUACAACGCUUUAUAAUGUUGACUGGAACAUUAGUUUGGCUUCCAACAAUUCUAUUGGUUUGUCUUAUAAGACAUUCGAGACCCUGACCAUUUACCAAAGGACACUCGAUUAUGGUUUAUACCAAGUUAUUCUUAACGUGUCAAUGAGGGGCCUUGAUGGUGUCUACCAGUUUAAGCACGGUUUCAUCGAAGUCACUGCCAACGAUUUCAUCCCGAUGAUCCUGGGCGGCCAUUUUGUCAGGAGAGGAUUAAACAAGUCCAUAUACUUUGAUGCUUCCGAAACUUACGACCCAGACUUUACAACUGGCGAAGAUGCUUUUGAGUUUUACUGGUCUUGUUCGAAUGGUUUCUUGCCUUCCAUCGAAAGAAUCAAAGCGAUGUCUUCUUUUAAUCGUUCUGGGCUCCCUGUGUUUAACGAAUCGGGAUUCUGUCGAUCAAAUACGAACUUUUACAAAGGAAGAUCCAAGAUUAACUACACGACUAGUUUUAUGAGUAUAGGUGAUAAUUAUAGCGUCGCUGUUGACGUGUUUAAAGACGUUAAAGGAAUGAUUAGACAUGCACGGUUUGUUCAAAUUAUGAGUUUAGUCGAUGGCAAUGUUCCAAACCUUUAUCUCAGAUGUUUAAGGAAUUGCAUGGCUUUGGUCAAUCCAAAUAACAAGUUACAUUUAGAAGUCUUCUCUCCAGAUCUGACAGAUACUGCUUCUUAUCACUGGCGCCUCUUCCGUGAAGUCACAAGCAAUGGCACGUCCAAAUGGAUGGAAAUUGAAGAAUUGCGAAAUCUUACCAAAACAGAGUUAAACAACCGUUUCGUUGUCAUAGCUCCAAAUGUCAUAGCAACAGAAGAGAGGUACAAGCUACAGGGGACAGCAUGGAUGUCAGGCGGGCCACGUGGUUUGGCAGAAUAUAUUUAUUCUUAUAACAUGCCUCCUUAUGGGGGUUCUUGUGAUGUGGACAUCCCUAAAGGCAAUGCGGGUGACACUUUAUUCACAUUUAAAUGCAGUGACUGGAUGGACCAUCAUCUGCCUUUAACCUAUCAGCUGUAUUAUCAAACAAAUUUUGGUGUAGAGCUACUGCUUUAUCAUUCUGUCUUCCCUUCCUUUGCAAUUCCCCUGCCACUUGGUGAGGCUAGUAAUAACUAUACUCUGAACAUGACCAUGCGAAUUGUGGAUUCUCUGGGGGCGUACAACACAACACUUUUAAACACCAUGGUUGUGCGAAAUGAAUCUUCAAACAUGACGGCGCUUCUCUUAGGAUAUCUUAACUUCGUGGAUGGCACUGAGCUUCGGGACUUGAUGAAUAAGGGAAAUCUGCUGGACGCAAGCAUUAGAUUCAUGUCCAUGUUGUCUGUACUAAACAGCAUGGAAGGUGACCAGGGUCACCUGUCUCUCAGAAUACAAAUUCGGACCAAAAUCGCUAAAAUCUUAUCGCAGUGGGAGUCAAGGGGCUUAUUAAAUGUACAAAUUCUAGCAUCAGCGUUGUCGCAAGCUAUUGCCUUGCGUGAGGAAGUGUCAGUCGCGACUCAGAGGCACUGCCUAAACUCCUUGUCUGACAUGUCGGAUUUCAUUAUUGACCAGUCACGUGAUCGAUCCGUAUCGGAGACUACUGUGGCGGACACAAUACAGAUUCUUUUCUAUGGGUUGAGUAAUACUAUUUCAGCCUCGUCAGAUUCCGCAAAGGUGCCUUAUAUACCAGGCUUGAAAGACAUAAACAUAACGCUUCCAAAUUCAAACCUGACGUUAGGUGAGACGUCACGUCCAAGCGACAUUCGUCUAGAGGCUGUUCAGAUUUCCAAAGAUACUAUUGCAAAGAUUGAUGACUUGGCCAAAGAAUCACUAAACAGGCUUGCAUCAGGCGAAGAGCCAUUUAAAAUUGAUGUUCCAAUUCUAUCCAUGUCACUUCAGCGCAUCAACGCAGAUGAUAUAGACAAUAUGUUUUUCAACGUUGGAAAAGCUUCUGUUCGAUUUCCGAACUCUUACACUUUGUUUGGAGCAUCACACGGCAUGGAUCAAGUAGGUGUUAAGUCAAUGAGAAUGAAACGUAAUGUUUUUACUUGGAACUUAAACUGGCUUCGAGUCAAAACAGAACUGCUUCUCGUCGAGUUAAAAGAUCCAGUUCAGGAGACUCUGUCCGUGUCUCAGAUAUCACAACCAAUCCACCUCAUCAUACCUCGUGCAGCUUCAUUAUUUCCUCCUCCAGAAACAAGCUUUAUUAGCAAGGAAAGACAGAGUCUCGCUUUUCAUCAGUUCAAUAUCACCUCUUUAAAGCCCAUGAAUAUUAGAAUCUUGCCAGUUGAAGGUAAAGUUUCUUUUGGUAUAUACUGGAAGUAUGCGAUGCGGCCCGAGUUAAACAGUGAAGACUUUGUUGGACGUUUACCUGACUUUUCCUCCUGUAAAUCGAAAGGCACUUCUUACACUGAUUGUGAAAAGGAUCCCUAUACGAUAUUUAUUGACACUACUCGGCUCGAUCAACUUGGAAAAUAUUUUCUUGGAGUUCAAACCUUAGACGAUUACCCGGUCAAUAAAAAAGAAAGAGUACGGAGAUCGGCGUGUGAAGGGAGUGGCCGCUCUAAGAGAUCAUGCUUGGAGUACAAGACCCCUCCGCCAUCACCUUCACCUAAUAUGGGAGGACCAAUCCAGUACGAUCCUCGCUUUCAUUUUAACUACACCAUACAGAGGUUUUAUUCUCCUUGUCUGUUUUGGGAUGCUCAGAAUGACACGUGGAGUGAACAAGGGUGUAGCACAGGAAAUUUCUCUACAUACCAACAUGUACACUGUAAGUGUACUCAUCUAACUUCUUUUGGGGGAGACCUGCUUGUAGCUCCAAAUCCAAUCGACUUCGACAAAGUUUUCGCAGGGUUUGCGAAUAUCUCAGACAAUAUGGCGGUUCUCGGAGUCAUAAUCACAGCAUUUAGUAUCUAUACAAUACUAGCUGUGUGGCUGCGAAGGCUGGACAAGCGAGAUGCAGCUAGGGGUGGAAUAUCAGUGAUAAAAUCAACAAUAGACUCCACGGAAGACCAUCCUUACGAAGUGAUUGUGCAAACAGGAUCAUGGAGCAAUUCCGGGACCUCUUCUAAUGUCUUUCUUACUGUCAUCGGCGAAGAAGGUGAAAGUGCAGCAAUCCACCUCACAGACAAAUACAAAUCACUAUUCAAUAGAGGAGGAACAGAUGAAUUUAUCGUUCUCUUACCCAAAGACAUUGGGAAAAUUCAUUUUUUGAGGAUAUGGCACGAUAUGACUGGGCCAAGUUCUUCUUGGUACUUGAACUAUAUCAUCGUUCGUAACAUAAAAACUGGAGCGCAAUUCAACUUCGUGAGUGACCAAUGGUUUGCCUUGGAAAAGGAAGAUGGUGCAAUUGACAGGGUACUUAGAGUAAGUGCUAAAGAAGAGAUGACCAACUUCAAGACUUUAUUCCGACAAAAGACUGAGAAGGAUAUCUGUGAUGGACAUCUUUGGAUCUCGGUAAUGGCCAAGCCACCCAAGAGUACCUUUACUCGGGUACAACGUCUAUCCUGCUGCAUGUCUUUGCUGUUCACUUCUAUGAUUACCAACGCCAUGUUCUACAAUAUUGGAAACGAACCAGAUACUUCUUCUAUAACUCUUGGUCCGAUCACAAUCAGCAUCAAACAAAUAAUCAUAGGAAUUCAAAGUAGCUUUAUUGCGUUGCCUAUAAAUAUCAUUAUCUUGCAAAUCUUCCAAAAAGCUAAAGCGAAAGAAAACACUAUGACACCUAACUACAAACAGCCCUAUUCAACUUGGCAAGAUGAAGGUGACGCACAAAGUAAUAAACGAAAAGAUGGAAGCUCUAAUGCCGAGAAGAAGGGGUUGCCCCAUUGGACGGUUUAUAUAGCAUGGACUCUUUGUGUCCUUGCUACAGUGGUUUCGGCAGCGUUUACUCUUUUUUACAGCAUGAUGUGGGGCAAAGAAACUUCAAAUAAGUGGAUCUCAUCAAUGCUGGUAUCAUUCUUUCAGGACGCUUUUGUCACGCAGCCAUUAAAAAUCUUUCUCUUAGCACUCUUCAUAGCAACUUUCUUGAAAAAAAUUCCACAGGAGUUUACCAAAAAAGACACAAAAGAGCAAGAACUAGAUUCCCUUCAGGUACAAGAGCCUGGCAAUUCAAUUUUUAAUGAGGACAUGAUGGCUUCCAUAGCCUCGCGUUGUCAGCCUCCUAAUGAAGAUCUGGUCAGGAGAGCAAGAGAUUACAAGAUGAAAGAGUUACGCAUGCAUGGUAUCAUCAAGGAAAACAUAUUCUUCGCUGUAUUUUUGUUGGCGUUAUUGGGUGUUAGCUACUCCAUAAGAGAUUAUGAAUCCUUCCGACAAACCAGUAAUAUCAAAGCAAUGUUCACCGAGCAGGUCAAUGAUAACGUCACCUUGUGGACUUUCGUGGAAAACACUGUUCUGAAAUUUAGCUUCUCGCGCCAAUGGUACAACGGCAGAGCUGAUGGUGCCGAAGGAUUUACAGAGGAGAAAAAAUACUAUAUGGUUGGAAUGCCUAGAUUACGACAAGUGAGAGUCAAAAAAGAAAACUGCACGUUAACGAUAGUCAAAAGUAUAACAACACAUUGCGUCGGCGAAUAUUCCAUACCGAAUGAAGACACAUCCUACUACCUCCCUGGCUGGAAAGAACCAGGCAACCUGACCAGCGAAGCUUGUCCCAUCCCUUGGAGGUACCAAACGUCUUGGGAACUAGACGGAAUCCCAUUAUGGGGACACAAGGCAGUGUAUAACGGGGGAGGCUUCACCGCUGAUUUGGGUUACGAAAUGUGGCAGGCAGCAGAUGUAGCGUCAACACUGAAAAAGUACAACUGGGUUGACGAGUUGUCCAGAGCUGUGGUGGUGGAAUUUACCAUAUUUGAUCCACACGUGAACUUGUUUAGCAUGGUUACGUAUGUUGUUGAGAUCACCGGAACCGGAAGUGGUUCUUCGUUUGUUAAAGUCGACACAUUCAAGCUUUACCUGCACCUUGGACCAUCCAAAAUGCUUCUGAUAUUCUGUGAAGUCUUGUCAAUCAUCAUCUGCCUGAUUCUGACCUUCUACACCUGUAAGAAAAUCAAAACUGAGGGGUUGAAGUACUUCAGGAACAAAUGGAACCUCCUUGAAAGCGCUCAGCUUGGACUGUGCUACGCUGCUGUUGGCUUAUUCAUAGUUCGUCUCACAUUCACUGCCAAAGCCAUCCAGAAACUACAAGAAAAUCCCUUCCUUUUUGUGAGUUUUCAGUACAUCGCUAAAUGGCACGAGGUCAAUGUUUAUGUUAUAGGGAUCAUUGUAUUCAUAGCGACCAUGAAAUUCCUUCGUCUCAUGAAAUUUAACCGCCAUAUUGCAAUCCUGUCCAGAACAAUUUCAAAUUGCCUCAAAGACGUUGCCAUCAUUGGGUUUCAGGCUCUGUUAGUCUUCACGGCAUUCUCCAUCUUUGCUUAUGUGACUUUUGGCACUAAAAUGGAAGACUUUUCGACUUAUAUUUUGGCGCUUCAAAGCCAGUUGACGAUGAUGCUUGGCAAGGGAUACUUUACCGAUUUGUCUCAAGUAGAUCCAGUCUUGGGACCCGUUUACUUCACACUCUACAUAUUUGCUAUGAUGUUCUUUCUUCUUAACAUGUUCAUAGCUGUUAUAGCCGACUCUUAUGCAGAAGAGUGCACUGGAGUCGAUCCUGAUUCGGAGGAGUUCGUCAUGGCAGGAUUCAUGAUGGAUAGACUAAGAUCAUUGUUUAGUAAAGAGAAGCAAACAACUGAACCGUGGGUGGAAAUCAAAUGUCCAGAGUACAAAGACUGGCCUGGGACGAAACAAGAAGCGCUGUUUGAAAAAGCGCGCCAAAGUCAUGAAAUGUUGAAAAUAAAGGAGAAACAGCUGGAUUACAUCAUGCAAGGCCUGUUGCAUGCGGAGAAAAAUAUCGCAAAGUCCGAGGAAAGCAUUGCUUGGAAAACUAUGGCAAUAUUGCCAUCACGUGAUAGUAAAAAGUAUAAUAAAGUUGCACUGAUGAUUUUGUUGACUGAAGAAUACAUCGACGAGAAUGAGGAAGAGGCAGAUUGUUAGAAUAGCUAAGGCUUGAAGUUAAUUGAAGUUACUUCACCAAAUGACUUUGGAUUAAAAGAAGGCAGGAAAGCGGCAAAAAAGGAUGCACGCAGGAUUGAAAGCGAAAAAUUAACAUGACAAAUCAAAGAUGAUUUGAUGAUUUUAUUUAAUAAUGAAUUAUGACUUAUUAUAA